CUUGGUAGGCGGAGAAACGGGGCUACAAAUAGGCGCUCUGAUCCUCUUUGUACGCUUAAUACAGACUAAGAGAUCACCGACUGAAAAACAGAAACAAACCCUGGAUUUUACGUUGUACUUUACAGAAAAAUCCACUUAAACCAUGAAUAAGGACACGGAGAUCGACAUGAAAGAAGUGGAGCUCAAUGAGCUGGACCCAGAAAAGCAGCCCAUGACUGGAGAUGGGCAAGCUCCAGGUGGAGAGAAAAACGGCAGCGUAAAGCUGAAGGUUCCUGAUGAUGAGGUUACCUUCACUGGGCUGUCCAAAGAUGAGCUGAUGAAGGUUGCUGGCACUCCAGGAUGGGUGAGGACCCGCUGGGUGCUUCUUGUCCUGUUUUGGUUGGGCUGGGUUGGUAUGCUUGCCGGAGCUAUAGUAAUCAUAGUCCAGGCCCCUCGCUGCAAACCCAUCCCUGAGAUGAGCUGGUGGAAUGAAGGGCCUCUCUACCAGAUCACUGAUGUUAAAGCUUUCUCUGAAGGAUUGAAAGGUGUUGCAGAUAAGCUGGAUGAUCUUAAUCAGCUAAAGGUGAAAGGCCUGGUUAUCGGACCUCUUCACACUGUGCAGGCCAAUGAAAUAACCGGUCUGGACCUUCAGUCAAUCAGCCCGGAUCGUGGAACAGAAGAAGAGCUGCUUGCCGUGUUGGAGAAGGCCCACAAAAAGAGCAUUUCUGUGGUGCUGGACUUGACUCCAAACUACCUCGGAUCUAAUGUAUGGUUUGAUGAUGCUAAAACUGGAGAAAUGAUUGACAGAAUCAAGGCUGCAGCUGAGUACUGGCUGGGAAAGGGUUUCGAUGGCAUCAAGAUACCUGACCUCAUCAUGGCUGCAAGCACACCUGAAUGGCCAAAACUGCAGUUGGCUGUUCAUGCAAAUGUCACCGACAACUCCAAGAAAAGGGCUCUGAUGGGUGUGGUUGAGCAUGUUUCAGCUCAAGUGUUGUCUCAGCUAGUUAAUGUCUCUGGUAUCAGUCUCACCUUGUCUGACCUGCUCAGCAGAGAAAGUGGAGGUAAGGAGCGCAUUAUGGCCAUGGAUACCCUCCACUCUCAGCAGAGAAGUGUGGGCUGGGGUCUUGGUGCCGCCCAAAAGGACCAUCUGUCCAAACAGGCAACGACUACGACCCUGAUUCGUCUCUACCAGCUCCUGCUCUUCACCUUGCCCGGAACCCCAGUGUUUACCUACGGAGAUGAAAUUGGCCUUCAGGGUAACGACACUCCGAAGAUGGUUUGGAAUGUAGAGAAAGAAGCUCCUGAGUCUAACCAGACUGACCAUGCCGACAUAAGGAAGUGGUUCAGAUCCCUCAGUGACCUGCGAGGCAAAGAACGCUCCCUCCUGCACGGUGACUACUACAGUCUCGCCUCCUCGCCCUCCUCCCUGUGUUUCCUCCGUCUGUGGGACCAGAGUGAGAGAUACAUAACAGCUGUCAACUGGGGAAAAGACGGGUCUGAGCCAGUGACACUAAAGCUGACCCCUACAGAUGGAGUAGAGUUGCCGGAAACGGCCAAGGUGAAGCUGUCAAGUACUGAAGACAAGCAGGUGGACUCCAUGAUCAAGCUGAAUGAAAUCACACUUAAAGCUGGAGAAGCAGUCCUUCUGCAGUUCCCCUAUACAGGCUAAAGAUGGAGCCAAAGGAUGGGCAAAGUUACCUACUGAUUCAUUGGGUCUUAGUUUAAAAAUAAAAAAUAAAGGUUCAGGACUGCCUUUAGUAAUGUAUUCAGAAGACAAAUUAGUUUAUUUGACAGAAUGGGAAUUUAUUGGGUCAAAUAAAAUGUGCAGUUUUAAAAACAGAAAAUGUUGGCCGGUGCAAUGAAACCACAACGCAACCUCAGCUCUGCACUACACUGUUAUCUGUAUGCUCUACAGAUGUUUUCAAGACAUUCCGUUCUUUGGGCAUUUUUAUUUUUUAACAUUUGUGCUGGUUUUUUUUUUUUUUUUGGUUUGUAGAAAUCCUAAGAAAUUCUCCCUUUUAGUGACUUUAGUUUUUUUUAUGAACUUUUUUUUUUUUUUUUUUUGUUUCCUCCUCAAAAGUCACACGAGGAAAGAAAUAAAGUUUGUGAUCAAGUCUGUCAAGUGAAAAGGAUUGGAAAAGAAUAAACGAUGCUCUGCA
Molecule: messenger RNA, 2138 nt
Organism: Archocentrus centrarchus (flier cichlid)
Lineage: Eukaryota; Metazoa; Chordata; Actinopteri; Cichliformes; Cichlidae
Gene: slc3a2a
Product: solute carrier family 3 member 2a
Exons: 11
Coding region: 143-1648 (501 amino acids)
Biological process (GO): L-alanine import across plasma membrane; carbohydrate metabolic process; phenylalanine transport
Cellular component (GO): basolateral plasma membrane; apical plasma membrane
Molecular function (GO): L-alanine transmembrane transporter activity; L-leucine transmembrane transporter activity; aromatic amino acid transmembrane transporter activity
Source: RefSeq, a predicted model, not a curated record